CCUCCGGGCUCCAGCUAGCACAUCCCGCCCCACUCUGCAGCCUCCUCCUCCCUCCGGCCCUCCCCCCAGUACGCGCACGGCCGCUACACACGCCGCGAGGAGAUUCCACCUUCUUUUUCUGCCCCCUUUCGGCUUUCGCCCCGACCCUCCCUGCUGCUUCGGCUCGAAGCUUCCGCCAUGGGCGAGGGAGAGGACGAGGCCUCGAGCUCGGGCGCGGCGGCGGGCGCCGCCGCUACGGUCGCGGCCGCCCCCAAGGACCCGAGAACGAUCGCGCGCAAGUAUCAGCUGGAUCUUUGCAAGAGGGCAGUCCAGGAGAACAUCAUAGUGUACCUUGGCACGGGAUGUGGGAAGACACACAUUGCCGUGUUACUCAUGUAUGAGCUUGGACACCUCAUCCGCAAGCCCAGCCGGGAGGUGUGCAUCUUCCUAGCACCAACCAUUCCUCUUGUCCGCCAGCAAGCAAUGGUGAUUGCGGAUUCCACCAAUUUUAAAGUUCAACGUUACUAUGGAAGUGGUAAAAGCUUAAGAGACCACAAGGCAUGGGAGAAUGAGAUGGCUGAGUAUGAGGUCCUUGUAAUGACUCCUCAAAUAUUUUUGCGUAAUUUGCGGCAUUGUUUCAUCAAGAUGGACUCAGUGGCACUUUUGGUAUUUGAUGAAUGCCAUCAUGCUCAAGCACCAAAAAGGCAUCCAUAUGCACAAAUUAUGAAGGAAUUCUACAACAACCUUGAUAAACCUCCUCGUGUUUUUGGCAUGACGGCUUCACCGAUUAUUGGAAAAGGUGGGUCUAACAAGCUUAUCUACACUAAAUGUAUCAACAGUCUUGAGGAACUACUUAAUGCAAAGGUUUGUUCAGUUGAUAAUGUAGAACUUGAAAGUGUGGUUGCUUCUCCUGAGAUUGAAGUGUACUUUUAUGGCCCUGUUGGUCAGUCUAACUUGAUUGCAACUUACAGAAAAGGGCUUGAUGACUAUAAGCUCCAGUCUGAAUGCAGGCUAAGAGAGAGCCUAUGCGAUUUCAAGGAGUCUCUGAAGAAACUGAAGUCUUUACAGAGGUUGCAUGAAAAUUUGAUUUUCUGUUUGCAAGAAAUUGGUCUUUUUGGAGCUCUGCAAGCUGCAAGGACCUUUCUAUCUUCCAGUGGUGGUAGUCUAGACAGAAAGGGGGUUGACAUUGAUGACAAUCAUGCCAGUUUUGUACAGCAUUAUCUAAACAAAGCAAUUUCUCUUCUAAGCUGCGACAUAUUAGAUGGUGAACGUGCCCUUUCUCUAGUACCCUUGGCUGGUGCUGAUGCUGAUUCAGUUGAUCUAGAGACGCUGGAGGAACCUUUCUUCUCCAAAAAAUUUGCAGUCCUUAUUGACGUUCUGUCAAGAUACAGGCUAGAGGAAAACAUGAAGUGUAUUGUUUUUGUGAAAAGAAUAAUUGUCGCAAGAGUAGUCGCGCAUAUUCUCCAAAAUCUGAAGUGCCUUGAUUUCUGGAAAUGUGAGUUUCUUGUGGGAUGCCACUCAGUAUUCAAGAACAUGUCAAGGAACAAGAUGGGUUCGAUCAUUGAAAAGUUCUCUUCGGGUGAGGUCAACCUUUUGGUCGCUACUAGUGUAGGUGAGGAGGGACUUGACAUCCAGACUUGCUGCCUUGUUGUGCGGUUUGAUCUCCCAGAAACUGUUUCUAGCUUUAUCCAGUCAAGGGGACGUGCACGGAUGAACAAAUCUAAAUACAUUUUCCUCCUGGAGAGGGGAAAUCAGUCUCAUAAGAAGUUGGUUGGUGAUUAUAUUACUGGCGAAAGCAUUAUGGAUAAAGAGAUUAACUUGAGAACGUCAAAUGAUAUGUUCGAUUGCCUUGAGGAGAAUAUCUAUCGAGUGAACGGCACUGGUGCUUCCAUUAGCACCGCUUGCAGUGUAUCUCUAUUACAUUGCUAUUGUGACAACCUUCCUAGAGAUAUGUUUUUUAUUCCUUCCCCAGCAUUCUUCUAUGUUGAUGAUGUUGAAGGAAUAGUCUGCAGACUAAUUCUUCCACCAAAUGCUGCUUUUCGUCAAGUGAACAGUCAACCCUGUCCAUCAAAAGAUGAAGCUAAGAGAGAUGCAUGCUUGAAAGCAUGCAUAAGACUUCACGAACUGGGUGCUUUGACAGAUUUUCUUCUGCCAGGGCAAGGCUCUAGAAAGACUAAGGUGUCAACAAUAGAUAUUUCAGAAAUCAACAAAGCUGAGGAUGAAAGUUUUAGGGAAGAGCUUCAUGAGAUGUUGAUUCCUGCGAUUCUAAGACCUUCAAGAUACAAACUGGACUGCUUGUUGAACUUGCAUUUCUACUACAUAGAAUUUAUUCCCAAACCAGCAGAUAGACGAUAUCAGAUGUUUGGUCUUUUUGUGAUCGAUGCCCUUCCGAAGGAAGCUGAAAAGUUGGACGUUGAAUUGCAUCUUGCUCGUGCGAGGAUUGUGAAAGCAGGAAUUAAAUAUUUGGGAAUGAUUACAUUUAACAAUGAAGAGGCACUGUCUUUCGUAUCUUUCCAAACUUUAAUACACAAUUUUUCAUGGGACAUUGCUUCACAUGUUUAUGGUUUUGUUUUCCAGAUGAUGCUCGCACGCAAUUUCCAAGAAAUGUGUUUGAAGGUUCUCCUGGACAGAUCUGAGUUCACUUCAUCUUAUGUUAUGUUGGGGAAUGAUGCUGCAUUACAAAUGGGUUCAACAUUUUACCUUUUGCUUCCCAUCAAGCAGAAAUUCUAUGGUGAUAAGUUUAUGAUUGAUUGGCCAGCAGUGAAGCGGUGUUUAUCAUCACCUGUAUUCCAAGAUCCAAGGGAUUUAUCUCUGCAUGACUCAUAUUUCCCAAAUGAGUCUCUGAAACUUCUUGAUGGAACAUACAGUAAAGCUGAUGUGAUUGGCAGUUUGAUCUUCAGUCCCCACAACAACCUGUUUUUCUUCGUUGAUGUCAUUCUGGAUGAAGUAAAUGCUAAAAGUGAACUCAAUGGUGCAACUUAUGAAGAAUAUUUUAUGGAAAAGUUUAGUAUCGAGCUAUCCCAUCCUGAACAGCCACUUUUGAAAGUUAAACAGCUCUUCAAUCUGCGCAAUCUGCUGCAUAACCGACAACUAGAGAGCACAGAAUCUGAGGGUCGUGAAUUGAUGGAGCACUUCGUGGAGUUACCUCCAGAGCUAUGCUCUUUGAAGAUAAUUGGGUUUUCAAAAGAUAUGGGUAGUUCUUUGUCCUUGCUGCCGUCUUUAAUGUGUCGCUUGGAGAAUUUGUUGGUGGCCGUUGAGUUGAAGGAUCUCAUGCUAUCUUAUUUCCCAGAGGCUUCUCAAAUUAGUGCUUCGGGGAUCCUUGAAGCGCUGACUACUGAGAGGUGUUUGGAGAGGUUCUCGUUGGAGCGCUUUGAAGUCCUAGGCGAUGCUUUCUUGAAGUAUGUAGUUGGGCGCCAUAGCUUUAUUUCGUAUGAAGGACUUGAUGAAGGCCAGUUGACUAGGAGACGUUCUGAUAUAGUGAAUAAUUCAAAUUUAUACGACUUAUCAAUUAGAAGAAAUUUGCAGGUAUACAUACGGGAUCAACAGUUUGAACCUACUCAGUUCUUUGCACUGGGGAGGCCAUGUAAAGUUGUUUGCAAUCCUGAAACAGAAGCGAGUUUACACCCGAAGAAUAUCGACCCCGAUAAACAAGAAAACUGUAACUUGAGGUGUACAAAGUCACAUCAUUGGUUGCAUAGGAAGACAAUUGCAGAUGUUGUUGAAUCACUUCUUGGAGCAUUUAUUGUCGAGAGUGGAUUCGAAGCUGCAUUUGCAUUUCUACAUUGGAUAGGAAUAAAAGUUAACUUUAAAGAUUCAGCUCUCUAUAGAGUAUUAGAUGCAAGCUCUGCCAAUUUGUCUCUCAUGAAUUACAUCAACGUUUCUGAGCUUGAAGAAUUGAUAGGUUACAAAUUCAAGCACAAGGGUCUGCUUAUCCAAGCAUUUGUACACCCUUCAUUCAAUAAGCAUUCUGGAGGAUGCUACCAGAGGAUGGAGUUCCUUGGAGAUGCUGUUUUGGAAUAUUUGAUGACCUCAUACCUCUACUCAGCUUACCCAGAUCUCAAGCCUGGCCAUAUCACAGAUCUGAAAUCAUUAGCUGUCAAUAAUAAUUCAUUUGCUCUUGUAGCAAUUAAGAAAUCUAUGCAUAAGUAUCUUAUAAAGGAUUCUAAAUAUCUUAUGACAGCGGUAAAUAAAUUUGAGAAUUAUGUUAAUCUUUCCAAUUCAGAGAAAGACUUUUCAGAAGAACCAGCAUGUCCAAAGGUUCUUGGUGAUAUUGUUGAAUCUUGUGUUGGUGCAGUCCUUUUAGAUUCUGGCUUCAACCUGAACCAUGUUUGGAAGCUAAUGCUAAUGCUUCUAAAGCCUAUAUUGAGCUUCUGUGACAUGCACAUUAAUCCUAUGAGAGAACUCCGUGAACUUUGUCAGUGUAAUCGUUUUGAGUUAGGCCUUCCCAAACCUACAAAGGCUGAUGGAGAGUUCCAUGUCAAAGUAGAAGUUAACAUAAAUGGCAAAAUGAUUAGUUGUACAGCAGCAAACCGGAAUUCGAAAGAUGCUAGAAAGUUGGCUGCACAAGACGCACUUUCUAAACUGAAGAAUUAUGGAUACAAGCAUAAAAGCAAAUCACUGGAGGAAAUUCUGCGUGUUGCCACAAAAAAAGAACCAGAACUAAUAGGCUAUGAUGAAGAACCAAUCAAAGUUGAAGAUGACAUAUCUAUAGAAACUAAGAAUCUACAGGAGAAUGGAGAAAUAGAGGAAAACAUCUUUGUCCAAAAUAAUGAAGCAUCUUCCAUUGGGAGGUAUGAAACCUCCAUUCAGAGUACAGGAGAUAACACGGUUGACAAGAAUGAUACUAAUGAUGGAAGGAUGAAUAAGUCCAAUGUGGUUACACAGAAUGGUUGUCUACUUAGAGGGGCAGCUGAUAAAAUAAAUAAAAAGGAGUAUCACGGUGAUAUGGUACACAAAACAGCAAGGUCAUUCCUUUAUGAACUAUGUGCUGCAAACUAUUGGAAACCUCCCGAAUUUGAGUUAUGCAAAGAUGAAGGACCAAGCCACCUUCGAAAGUUCACUUGCAAGGUCCUUGUUCAGAUCAUGGGACCUUCAGCGACUCUCUUGGAGUGCUUCAGCGAUCCUAAACAACAGAAAAAAGCAGCGCAGGAGCAUGCCGCCCAGGGGGCUCUGUGGUGCCUCAAGCAACUUGGAUACCUACCAAAAGAUGAAACUCGUGUAUAGCAACAUUUCAGAUUUCUGUGGCCUCCAGUUACAUAGAUAUGCCGAUAUAUAUUUCUUACAUAGAUAGGCCCCAUGUAAAUCUAUUUGUUAAGAUAUGCUUUGUAGACUCGGGGAACAUGCGUUCUGUUGAGAGAUGUAUGAAUUGACAAAUGCGCAGCUCACACUGUGUUAUGUUGCCGUGUGACCGCUUGGAUCAGAAUUUUCCAGAGCGAAGAACAUAUACGCCA
Messenger RNA from Panicum virgatum (switchgrass), 5429 nucleotides. Its product is annotated as endoribonuclease Dicer homolog 4. The record is from RefSeq and is a predicted model, not a curated record. Lineage: Eukaryota; Viridiplantae; Streptophyta; Magnoliopsida; Poales; Poaceae. The transcript has 24 exons. Gene Ontology annotation, molecular function: ribonuclease III activity; RNA binding; protein binding. The coding region runs from base 178 to 5202 and encodes 1674 amino acids. Gene Ontology annotation, biological process: siRNA processing. Gene Ontology annotation, cellular component: cytoplasm; nucleus.